AUUAGUAUGGUCUGCUACACAACGGAGCGUCCUGGAUCCGCCGCCUCGCUGCCCAAGCGCCGCGGUAGCGUUCGUCGGAGUGGCGUGCUCUCCGUCGGGGAUAGUAGCCUCUUGCCUCUUUUGCUUUUCUUUGCCCUCUCUCCGCGCGCCUCGUUCUCGGCUCCCCGGUCGCCAUGGGCAAGCGGGAGGAAGAGGAGAUCAUUCGAAUCGCAAAGAAAAUGGACAAAAUGGCGCAGAAGAAAAACGGGUCCGGUGCUUUGGACUUGCUUAAAGAGCUACGCAGCGUCCCCAUGACCCUGGAGCUACUUCAGUCGACCAGAAUUGGGAUGUCUGUCAACGCCAUCCGCAAGCAGAGCACAGAUGAGGAGGUGACAUCCCUAGCAAAGUCUUUGAUCAAGUCAUGGAAGAAGCUUUUGGACGAGCCCGCAAGCGGGGACAAAUCCUCAGACGACAAGAGGAAAGAUACGGCCCCUGUGUCUCCCUCGCAGGGAAGUCCGGAGGCGAAAGAAGAAAGCAGCUCCAGCAGUAACUCCAGCGGCAAGAGCGAGAACGCCGACGUCUCCACCAACUCGCUAAUCAACACCUUCCCUCGCGCUCCCGGCACCUCCGACUCCAUACGGAUCAAGUGCAGAGAGAUGCUGUCCAAUGCGCUCCAGGCCGGAGACGACUAUAUCGCCAUCGGUGCCGACUGCGACGAACUCGGAGCUCAGAUCGAGGAAUGCAUAUUCCAAGAGUUCAAGAACACGGACAUGAAGUACAAGAACCGCGUGCGCAGCCGAAUCUCGAACCUGAAGGACAUGAAGAAUCCCAACUUGAGGAGGACGGUGCUGUGCGGGAGCGUCACCCCCGAGCGCAUGGCCAAGAUGACCGCAGAGGAAAUGGCCAGUGACGAACUGAAAGAAAUGAGGAAGAACUUGACCAAAGAGGCCGUUAGGGACCACCAGAUGGCCACCACGGGGGGCACGCAGACAGAUCUGUUCACGUGUGGCAAAUGCAAGGGGAAAGCCUGCACCUACACACAGGUUCAAACUCGCAGUGCCGAUGAGCCCAUGACCACGUUUGUCUUCUGCAAUGAAUGCGGAAAUAGAUGGAAGUUCUGUUGAGUGGGCAGGUAUCUUCCUUUGGCGCUUGGAUGAGUAGCAAACUUCCUGGACCAGAUCCUGUCAACCGGCCUCAGAUUGGAGCUUUUUAUUUUUUAUUUUUAUUUUUAUUUUUAUCAUGUGGUGUAUACAUUGUACACCAGACGCUGUUGUAAAGGAUGCCACUUCGCUUUGAAUUGGACUAAAAUCUCCUGUUCAUACUUUGAGCUAAUUGUAAGACCCCGUUCUCUCUGCCUCCUGCCCCCGACGUUCACUUGCAAUCUUUUACUAUUGUUAAUAGUCGUUUCCCACUUAUUAGAUGUAUGCAAUCAAGCUUGACUUGUUCUUUUAUCAGCAAUUUUUUUAUAUAUGUAGAUUUAACACCAUGGACAGUGUUGUUAUGAUCUCCCUCCACAACAACACCACAUUGUUUUAUUUAAUUUCCCAAUAAAGUGUAAUCCAUUUGAUUAAAAAAAAAAAA
Phyllopteryx taeniolatus (common seadragon) is the source of this 1560-nucleotide messenger RNA. It is a transcript of the gene tcea1, whose product is annotated as transcription elongation factor A (SII), 1. The coding region runs from base 174 to 1103 and encodes 309 amino acids. The transcript is spliced from 10 exons. NCBI's taxonomy places the organism in Eukaryota, Metazoa, Chordata, Actinopteri, Syngnathiformes, Syngnathidae. Gene Ontology annotation, molecular function: nucleic acid binding; zinc ion binding. Gene Ontology annotation, cellular component: nucleus. Gene Ontology annotation, biological process: positive regulation of transcription by RNA polymerase II; DNA-templated transcription; transcription elongation by RNA polymerase II. The record is from RefSeq and is a predicted model, not a curated record.